This is a messenger RNA of Myotis lucifugus (little brown bat), 1183 nucleotides long. Its product is annotated as CDGSH iron-sulfur domain-containing protein 1. Gene Ontology annotation, biological process: regulation of autophagy. The transcript is spliced from 5 exons. Gene Ontology annotation, cellular component: intracellular membrane-bounded organelle; mitochondrial outer membrane. The record is from RefSeq and is a predicted model, not a curated record. Gene Ontology annotation, molecular function: 2 iron, 2 sulfur cluster binding. Lineage: Eukaryota; Metazoa; Chordata; Mammalia; Chiroptera; Vespertilionidae. Bases 550 to 870 code for a protein of 106 amino acids.
GCCCCCACUUACCCACUUUGUCCUUCCCGUACAUGUGCCCGGCCACCUGAUGCGAGAGGGGCACGCAGCCGUUGAGGAAGCGGAGCGUGCCGCCCGCCGGUUUCGGGUGCUCUCGGAGUCCGCCUCGCUCGCCGCACAGGUUCCAAGGUCCUCAACAGCUGGGUCAAAGGCAGAAGAAAGGGACGUGCACCGGGAGCGAGGAGAGAUUCCGGAAUGGGGCUCAGCACUUGAUUUCUGUGUCUGCCACUGGCAUUCUGUAAGAAAGGUCGACUCGGCCUCGCAGGUACCGGUCUGGACAAGAAAUUUUUAGCUGUCAAAACCGGACCGCGGACUUCCUGGAGGCCCCGGACGCCGCUCUGCGCAUGCUCAGCAGCAGCCGGGGUGGAGAAUACGCACGUGCUUACGGACUGCCGCGGCGCCUGCGCGGUAGCCGCGGUCGCUGCCCGGAGUCGGUGCCCUUAGGACGCCUUUCGCACCUUGACUCGGCCUGUCCGCGCUAGCCGGUUGGGGUUCAGUGUCCGGUGCACACGCCCUGCAAGCGACGGCGCCAUGAGCCUAUCUUCCAACGUACGAGUUGAAUGGAUCGCAGCAGUUACCAUUGCUGCUGGAACAGCUGCAAUUGGUUAUCUAGCUUACAAAAAAUUUUAUGUUAAAGAUCAUCGCAACAAAAACAUGGUUAACCUCCACAUUCAGAAAGAUGACCCCAAGGUCGUACAUGCUUUUGACAUGGAGGAUUUGGGAGAUAAAGCUGUGUACUGCCGUUGUUGGAGGUCCAAAAAGUUCCCGUUCUGCGAUGGAGCUCACACAAAACACAACGAAGAGACUGGAGAUAAUGUGGGACCUCUGAUCAUUAAGAGAAAAGAAACCUAGAUCGACAGUUUCCAUGCUGCAAACCAAGUCAUCCUGAUUGUUUAAUUAGAAUGACUGCCACUUUAGUCUAAUUCACCUUCUCUGGGUUCUAGAUGUGGUAUAUUACAAACCGCAGCUUUCAUAUUCAUGUCAUUUGCCUUACUUGUUGAACCAUCGUGGUGCACGUUUGUUUAAACAAAGGAAAAAGUGAAACUGACCUCAUGGCCUGUGGGUUAUUUUGGUUUUGUAAGGAUCCGUUUCUUUGCAUUUAAUAUAAUCACAUUAGAAUGUAGUUGUAUGUUCAAGUUAACAUUAAAUUAUUCUCAAAAUCGUG